Molecule: messenger RNA, 7395 nt
Organism: Myxocyprinus asiaticus (Chinese sucker)
Lineage: Eukaryota; Metazoa; Chordata; Actinopteri; Cypriniformes; Catostomidae
Product: intersectin-2-like
Exons: 39
Coding region: 251-5833 (1860 amino acids)
Biological process (GO): positive regulation of Rho protein signal transduction; intracellular signal transduction
Molecular function (GO): calcium ion binding; protein binding; guanyl-nucleotide exchange factor activity
Source: RefSeq, a predicted model, not a curated record
UCAGCCAUGUUGUUUGUCUGACAGCGCCCGGAUAGCAACUGGUUGUCAAGCUUCUCAAUAAACGCACUGCUUAAAUACAUACAAGACACUCUGAAACUCUGAGGACAAUGAAGAAGGAUAUGUUUCCUUCCCAGGAGAUUUCGCAAAGUCAAUAAUGCCCAUUUCUCCAAUGUUGUGUAAAAUGACUGAUCUAGCCAGCUGAGACGAGGGGAUCAGGACCGCUCUCCUUAUAACCCUGCCACCUGCAGCCAUGAAUGGUGGUUUGAGUAUUUGGGCUAUAACCCCAGAUGAGAGGGACAAACAUGAUCAGAAGUUUGACACCCUCUCCCCAGUGCAGGGUUUUGUAACAGGAGAGAAGGCACGGAACUUCUUCAUGCAGUCUGGGCUUCCCCGGCCGGUGCUCGCUGAGAUCUGGGCUCUGGCUGAUAUGAAUAAAGAUGGUAAGAUGGACCGGCUGGAGUUUUCUAUAGCCAUGAAGCUGAUCAAGAUGAAACUGCAGGGACAGAUUCUUCCUACAGCUCUGCCCAUCAUCAUGAAGCAGCCACCUGUGCCAGCUCCAACCAUGCCAGCAGCACCUCUUGGUAUGCAGCCAGCCUGCACAGUAACAAGAAUGGUAACUAUGCCAAACGUACCCAUGAUGCCCAAUGUGCCCAUUCUUACCCACAUGAGCACCAUGCCGGGCCUGACACCCAUGAUGGGCACAGGGCUGUCUGGGCUGUCAGUGAUGCCCACCAUCAGUACUCCAGCUCUGCCUAAUGGACCUAUUGCCAUCCUACAGCCAACCCCCAUCUCUCUCACCUCAACUCUCCCGCUGUCAAGUUCAUUUUCCUCUUCUCCACUUGGCCUCUCUGCCACUCCCAUCAACAAGACCCCAUCCCUGUUGGACCUGGGCUCGAGCAGUUCAAGCUCCUCCCCCACCCUCUCUUUGGCCAGCAACUCUCCUAAGGCUGGCCCCUCUGAUUGGGCAGUGCCACAGGCAUCACGACUCAAAUACAGGCAGCAAUUUAACAUCCUAGACAAGCAGAUGAGUAGUUAUCUAACAGGCCUUCAAGUGAGAAAUGCAAUGGCUACAACAUUGCUUACUCAGACCCAGCUUGCUUCCAUCUGGAAUCUGGCUGAUGUGAAUAAGGACGGCAAACUGAGUGCUGAUGAGUUUAUUCUUGCCAUGCACCUGGUAGACAUGGCUAAAAUGGGACAGCCGCUGCCUCUGGUGCUCCCUUCAGAUUUGGUGCCCCCAUCACUAAGGGGGAAGGUGGGUGAUUCUGUGAAUGGAACCACUCCUUCUAUCUAUGCAGGCCUGGCUGAGGACCUCUAUGAGGCUGAGCCUCCGCAAAAAUCAAGGAACAAUUUGACUUUUGAGGAUAGGUUUAAGCAGAAUAUGGAGCUGGGAAAUGCUGAGCUGGAGAAGCGUCGACAGGCCCUGCAGGAGCAGCAGCGUAGGGAGGAGGAGAGGAGGUCACAGAAGGCCAGAGAGGAGCAGGAGAGGAGAGAGAGGGAGGCACGAGAGCUGGAGCUGAAGAGAAAGCGAGAGGAGGAGCAGAGACUAGAGCGACAGAGAGAGCUGGAGAGACAGAGAGAGGAGGAGAGACUCCGAGAGUUGGAGAGAAAAGAGACAGCCAAGAAGGAGCUGGAGCGCCAGCAGCAGCUUGAAUGGGAGAGGAGGAGAAAACAAGAGCUUCAGAACCAGAAGAGUGAUGAGCAGGAGGAGAUUAUCAAGCUCCGAGCUAAGAAGAGAAGUCUGGAGAUGGAAUUGGAAGCUGUGGGGAACAAGCAGAAACAAAUCUCUGACAAGCUCCGAGAUGCUCAAGGCAAAAAAAGAAUCCAUAAAAAUGACCUGGAAAUGAUCAACCAGAAAAGAGACACCUGCAUCACAGUAAUCAACUCACUGCAGAAGCAGUUAGAGGAGUUUAAGAGAAAGUUGGGACAGUCAACCACAGAGCAGGCCAAACUCAAUGAGAGACUCAGCAAUCUGACUCUGAACAACCUCCCUUCUGCGACAGUAACCACUUUACAGAGGAAUGUGGAAGAGAAGGAUCUUGCCUGUCGAAAGCUUAAAGAACAGCUAAAUGCUUUAGAGACCGAGACUGCAGCGAAACUAGCAGACAUGGACCAAUAUAAGAAAGAAAUCCAGGAUCUCAGAGAGAGCCAGAGGAUGCAACAGUCUACUUUGGAAAAACUCUGCACCAUUAAGGAAGACAAAAUUCGAGAGCUAAAGAAACACAAGCAGGAGAAACUGGAAAAGAAGAGGAGAGAAGAGGAAGAGCAGAAGCGAAUCAAACUGGAGAAGGAACGGCAGUGGCAGGAGAAACUGCGGCGAGAUGAAGAGGAGAAACAGAGGAAAAUACAGGAGGAGAGAGAGGCCAAACUUCGUGAGGAGGAGGAGAGGGAGAGACAAGGUCGUUUACUGGCUGCUAAAGAACAAGCGGAGCGAGAGUGCAAAGCCCGAGAGGAGGAGGAGAGGAAACGCAGAGAGGAGGAGGAGCGGAGAAGGCGAGAGGAUGAAGAAAAGAGAGAGCAAGAGAGAAGGAGACUUGAGGAGAAAAGAAGGCAGGAGGAGGAGGAGGAACGCAGACGACGAGAUGAAGAGAGGAGAAAACUGGAAGAAGAGAGGAGGAAAUUGGAGGAGGAAAGGAGAAAACUGGAGGAGGAGAGAAGGCGACAGGAGGAGAUGAGAUUAGAGGAGGAGAGGAAGCGUGAGGAGCGGAGAAGAGCAGAGGAGGAGCGGAAGAGGAAAGAGGAGGAUAGACGAGAAGAGGAGAGGAGAAGGGAGCGGGAGGAGGAGGAAAUUAGGCGACAACGUGCCCAGGAGGCAGCCAAGAGAGACGCUGAGGAGACGAAGAGACUAGAGGAGGAGAGAAAGAGAAAGGAGGAGGAGAGGAAAAGGCAGGAAGAGGUGGAAAGAAGGCGUCGGGUGGAGGAGCAAAGGAAACAGGAUGAGGAGAGGAAGAGGAAACAGCUGGAGGUGGAGGCCGCAGCCGCGAGUCUCAAAGACGAUCAACAGAACAAGAAGAACACUGUAAAAUCAGACAUUGUUGCUGCUCUUCUGCGCGGCCUGGAGGAGAGGAAAGGAAACAGGCAGCCACUUGGUACACAGCAUAGAAGAUCAGCAGCACUUACCACAUUUAAAGCCCUCUAUCCAUUCACAGCCAGAAACGAAGAUGAGCUCUCCUUUGAAGCUGAUGACUUGAUUGAGGUGGAUGAGAGCAUGGAGAGAGAGCAGGGCUGGCUGUAUGGCUGUCGGCAGGGGAAGAUGGGCUGGUUACCUGAGAGCUAUGUAGAGAAGCAGGCCAAAUCUGAGGUUGUGCCUACAGCCAAACAAGCCCUAAAGCCACAGGUCUCCAUCUCGACCAGCAAACUGAGUGAAGCCUCUGUGCCAAGUGGAUCACGACUGAGCUCUGCCUUCACCCCCACUCAUACCACAAGCUCCACCUCUUCCAACCAUAAUCAGGUGGUGGGGAAUGUGCAAGCGCAAGCUUUGUGCUCUUGGACUGCAAAGACAAACAAUCAUCUCAACUUCUCCAAAGAUGAUGUCAUCACAGUUGUGGAGCAGCAGGAGAACUGGUGGCUGGGAGAACUCAAUGGGGUUCGGGGGUGGUUCCCCAAAACCUAUGUCACAGCGCUGAGAAGCAGUGACACAAAAGCAUAUUCUGCUGAUGGAUCUGAUUCAGCAACAGAUGGAUCCAACUAUGAAGAGUAUGUGGCACUCUACACUUAUGAGAGCCCAGAGCCUGGAGACCUGACCUUCACUGAGGGAGACACCAUCCUGGUGACGGAGAGAGAGGGGGAGUGGUGGAGAGGCAGCAUAGGAGACAGAUCAGGAGUCUUCCCCUCCAAUUAUGUCAAGUCAAAGGAGACUGAUACUUCAAGUCUCUCUGGCAAACCUGGAACGCCUGGGAAGAAGCCAGAAGUGGCCCAGGUGAGCACUGCGUAUACAGCUGCCGGCGCAGAGCAGUUGAAUCUCGCCCCAGGCCAACUCAUCCUCAUCCUCAACAAGAACCCCUCUGGCUGGUGGCUUGGUGAACUUCAGGCAAGGGGGAAGAAGCGUCAGAAGGGCUGGUUCCCUGCAUCACACGUCAAGCUCUUAGGCUCAAACAGCGGCAAAUCCACACCUGCACCUGUGGCCGUCUGCCAAGUCAUCGCCAUAUACGACUACACAGCAGCGAAUGAGGAUGAGCUGAGCUUCUCCAAGAGUCAAGUUAUCAAUGUGCUGGACAAAAGUAAUCCUGAUUGGUGGAAAGGAGAACUCAGUGGGGUCACGGGAUUGAUCCCAACCAACUAUGUGAAAAUGACCACCUCAGAUUCUGACCCCAGUCAACAGUGGUGUGCCGACCUAAACACUCUGGAUUCAUUGAGCCCUCAGGAGAGAAAACGGCAAGGUUACAUCCAUGAGCUCAUUGAGACAGAGGAGAAAUACAUGGAAGACCUACAGCUGGUCCUGGAGGUCUUUCACAAGCCCAUGUCUGAGUCAGGUCGUCUCACUGACGCUGAAAUGAAUAUGAUAUUCGUCAACUGGAGGGAACUUAUCCAGUGCAACGCCAAGAUGCUGAAAGCCCUGAAGGCAAGAAAGAAGACAGGGGGAGAGAACAUGCCAGUUCACAUGAUUGGGGACAUCCUGGCCUCUGAGCUGUCACACAUGCAGGCCUACAUCCGCUUCUGUAGCUGCCAGCUGAACGGCGCCACACUGUUGCAGCAGAGAACCGAUCAGGAGCCAGACUUCAAAACCUUUCUAAAGAAAAUUGCCACAGACUACCGCUGUAAAGGUAUGCCUUUGUCCAGCUUUUUACUUAAGCCUAUGCAAAGGAUCACCCGCUACCCUCUUCAUAUUAAAAAUAUCCUGGAAAGUACUCCAGAGAGUCAUGUGGAUUAUGUUCAGCUGCUAGAUGCGUUGGAGAAAGCAGAGUUGCUGUGUUCUCAGGUGAAUGAGGGUGUCAGGGAGAAGGAGAACUCCGACAGGCUGGAGUGGAUCCAAUCCCAUGUGCAGUGUGAAGGCAUCUCUGAUAAUCUGGCUUUCAACUCUCUGACCAACUGCAUGGGUCCUCGUAAACUGCUGCACAGUGGGAAGCUGUUUAAGACCAAGAGCAAUAAGGAGUUGUACGCUUUUCUGUUCAAUGACUUUUUGCUGUUCACCCAAGCUGUCAGGCAGUUCACCUCCUCAGGAACAGACAAGCUCUUCAGCCCCAAGUCCAAUACUCAAUACAAGAUGUACAAGACGCCUGUGUUUCUUAAUGAAGUUCUGGUGAAGCUUCCGUCCGACCCGUCCAGUGAUGAGCCCGUCUUCCACAUUUCCCACAUAGAUCGUGUCUACACCCUCAAAACUGAGAACAUUAACGAGAGGACUGCAUGGGUUCAGAAGAUCAAAGCAGCAUCAGAAGAAUUCUUAGAGAUGGAGAAGAAGAAACGGGACAGGGCCUAUCUAUCUCGUUCAAUGAAGGCAAGUUCAACUGGUCGUCUGCUUGUCACCAUCUUGGAGGCAAUGGAGCUAAAGUCCUCCAAACCAAAUGGGAAGAGUAAUCCAUACUGUGAAGUGACCAUGGGCUCUCAGUGCUACACCUCUCGAACCAUCAAUGACACAAUCAACCCCAAAUGGAACUUUAAUUGUCAGUUCCACAUAAAGGACGUGUAUCAAGAUGUCCUCUGCAUUACCAUUUGUGAGCGGGAGCAAUUUUCCCCCGACGACUUCUUAGGUCGCACUGAAGUUCCUGUGGCCACCAUUAAGAAAGAGCUUGCAAAUAAAGGUCCAUCCACCAGGAGGCUGCUGCUUCAUGAAGUUCCCACCGGGGAGGUUUGGGUUCGGCUUGACCUGCAGCUGUUUGACCACAAAGGCAACAAAUGAGAAAAUUUUGCCUUUAAAAUUAAACCUCAAGCACAUGGAUUCACCACUUACUCUCAAGAUCUUCCAUACUUGCCCUUGCCUUAAAAUGCUCUCAGCAACUGUGGAACGUACUACUGAAUGUGUGACAAUUUGAAAGACGAGUUAGCGAUCACAUUUUUGCCAAGUUUUGCUUUUUGAUUACGUGACAUUGGGAGGAAAAGGGAGAAUCUGGGGGAAUUUGUGGUUUUCUUGCCUAAAUAAUUUACCACUGGAUGUAGAGAUGUCUGGGGACUUUUAUUUUUUCUUUUCUUUCAACUAUACUGUCUUUAUUGCUGUGCUGAAAGCGAUGUUUGUUAAAGGGAUAGUUUUUCCAAAAAUUAAACUUUUGGCAUAAUUUAUUCGACCUCAUGUUGUUCCAAACCCUUAUGACUUCUGUGGAAAUCAAAAGAUAAUUGACAGAAUGACAGGCUCAGUCACUAUUCACAAGAUUCAAUAAAUGUAUUUAGUGAUUGAGACUAACAUACUGCCUAAUCUCUCCUUUUGUGUUCGUCAGAAGAAAGUCGGAUGAGUUGAGUAAAUGAUCACAGAAUUGUCAUUUUUGGGUGAAUUAUCCCUUUAAUCAGAACUUGCCUAGGGUUGAAGUUGAUAAACUCUUUUGAACUUGAAUAUCUUUGACAGUUUUUUAAUAAAUUAUCCCGUCUGCCUUACCUGCCAAUUCUUCCAUUAACUUCACCAUUGCAGAACUAAAUUGCGCCAGUCAGUUUCUUUUAGUCUGUGGAUCUUAUUUCUGCAGAGCUUACUACUAGUUUUAUUUACAAAGGUACAAAUGAGGUGAUUAACCAGGGGUGAUUUGUUAAAAUUGUCAUCACUGUUGAUUUUGUGUGCUUGACUGAGUGUUAUUUAUGUUAAUUUAUGUAACUUGGACUAUCUGCACAUUUUACGCUGCCCAAUAUAUCUGGAUUGCCAUAAAGCAUUCAGAUAAAGUCUUAAUAUAGUAUAUUUUUUUGCAGACCUGGUGAAGAGUACAUUUACUCAAGAGACUGAGUCGCUGAGUUUGUUUUUAGGUUUUAUUUGUUUUUGUUUUAAAUAUAAAUGUAAUAAAAUGUGUUUGUUCUUCAAAUGCUUCUAAUAUUGGAUUGUAAAAAAAUAUAUGAAAAUCAGGUUUCAGAUGCAAAUUAGGGAUGUCCUGAUACCGAUACUGGUACAGAAAUCAGGUCCGAUACCACGCUCAUGUACUUGUAAAAAUGUUCAGAUACCAAAAACCGAUACCAUCUGAUGUACAAAUUAUUAUUAAACCGCAAAGGCUGUGAUUUUAAUGGGAUAACUAUAUAGUUUGCAUGUGCUGCACGCUUCAAAUGUGAGCGCUUGUGAAUGUGUUCAGCCGAUGUUGUGCUGAUACUGGUUGCUCAUACCUUUUUACUAUGGUGUCCCUUUGGGCUCAAAAAUAUGAUUGCAUCACUCUAUGGAAAGCCAGAGGGACAAAAUUGUGUUUAGGUGUAAGGUGUGUAAGCGUCUGAACACGCAAUUUCAUGUACAGGCCUCCAUAUUUUGGCCAGUGGCAAGCUAGAAAUUUUGAAAGUGUG